AGCAUCACUUGUCCCGCGGCCGCGCUCAGACAACAAAAGCGGAAGAUGCUGCAGUUGGGCAAGGUCAGGACCUUGCCCUGAAGCCGGGCGGCGGCACACACGCCUUUUCCCGGACUGAGGAGCUGUAGCUGGCGGCGGGUGCAUGUUCGCGAGGAAGCAGUCGGGCGCCGCGCCGUUCGGAGCUAUGCCUGUCCCAGACCAGCCUUCGUCAGCCUCUGAGAAGACCAGCUCCCUGAGCCCUGGCUUAAACACCUCCAAUGGGGACGGCUCUGAAACGGAAACCACCUCUGCCAUCCUCGCCUCCGUCAAAGAACAGGAAUUGCAGUUUGAAAGGCUGACCCGGGAGCUGGAGGCUGAACGGCAGAUCGUAGCCAGCCAGCUAGAGCGAUGCAAACUUGGGUCCGAGACAGGCAGCAUGAGCAGCAUCAGUUCAGCAGAAGAGCAGUUUCAUUGGCAGCCACAAGAUGGUCAAAAAGAUAUCGAAGAUGAACUUACAACAGGUCUUGAGCUGGUGGACUCCUGCAUCCGAUCACUGCAGGAGUCAGGAAUCCUUGACCCACAGGACUAUUCCACCAGCGAAAGGCCCAGCCUGCUCUCCCAGAGUGCACUUCAGCUCAAUUCCAAACCUGAAGGGUCUUUCCAGUAUCCGGCCAGCUACCAUAGCAACCAGACUCUGGCCCUGAGUGACACAGCCCCUUCGCAGCUCCCAGCCCGAAGCACUCAAGCCCGAGCUGGGGGCCAGAGCUUCAGCCAGGGCACGACGAGCCGCGCUGGCCACCUGACGGGGCCUGAGCCCGCGCCGCCGCCGCCGCCACGGGAGCCGUUCGCGCCCAGCCUGGGCAGCGCCUUCCACCUGCCCGACGCGCCGCCCGCCGCUGCCGCCGCGCUCUACUACUCCAGCUCCACGCUGCCCGCGCCGCCGCGCGGGGGCUCCCCGCUGACCGCGCCGCAGGGCGGCUCGCCCACCAAGCUGCAGCGCGGAGGCUCGGCCCCCGAGGGCGCCGCCUACGCCGCGCCGCGCGGCUCCUCGCCCAAGCAGUCGCCCAGCCGCCUGGCCAAGUCCUACAGCACCAGCUCGCCCAUCAACAUCGUCGUGUCCUCGGCCGGCCUGUCCCCGAUCCGCGUGACCUCGCCCCCCACCGUGCAGUCCACCAUCUCCUCCUCGCCCAUCCACCAGCUGAGCUCCACCAUCGGCACCUACGCCACCCUGUCGCCCACCAAGCGCCUGGUUCACGCGUCCGAGCAGUACAGCAAGCACUCGCAGGAGCUGUAUGCCACCGCCACCCUCCAGAGGCCGGGCAGCCUGGCAGCUGGGUCCCGAGCCUCAUACAGCAGCCAGCAUGGGCACCUGGGCCCUGAGCUGCGGGCCCUGCAAUCCCCAGAACACCACAUAGACCCCAUCUACGAAGACCGCGUCUAUCAGAAGCCCCCUAUGAGGAGUCUCAGCCAGAGCCAGGGGGACCCUCUGCCGCCAGCACACACCGGCACCUACCGCACGAGCACAGCCCCAUCCUCCCCCGGUGUCGACUCCGUCCCCUUGCAGCGCACAGGCAGUCAGCACGGGCCACAGAGUGCCACAGCAGCCACCUUCCAGAGGGCCAGCUACGCCGCAGGCCCAGCCGCCAACUACGCAGACCCCUACCGACAGCUGCAGUAUUGUCCCUCUGUUGAGUCUCCUUACAGCAAAUCCGGCCCUGCCCUCCCGCCCGAAGGCACCUUGGCCAGGUCCCCGUCCAUCGACAGCAUUCAGAAAGACCCCAGAGAAUUUGGAUGGAGAGACCCAGAACUGCCCGAAGUGAUCCAGAUGUUGCAACAUCAGUUUCCUUCAGUCCAGUCUAAUGCUGCAGCCUAUUUACAACACCUCUGUUUUGGAGACAAUAAAAUUAAAGCUGAGAUAAGGAGACAAGGGGGCAUACAGCUCCUGGUGGACCUGCUGGAUCACCGGAUGACGGAAGUCCACCGCAGUGCCUGCGGCGCCCUGAGGAACUUGGUGUAUGGAAAGGCCAAUGAUGAUAACAAAAUCGCCCUGAAAAACUGCGGUGGCAUCCCCGCACUGGUGAGGUUACUCCGCAAGACUACGGACCUGGAGAUCCGGGAGUUGGUCACAGGAGUCCUGUGGAACCUCUCGUCGUGUGAUGCACUCAAAAUGCCAAUCAUCCAGGACGCCCUGGCAGUAUUGACCAACGCGGUGAUUAUCCCCCACUCAGGCUGGGAAAAUUCACCUCUUCAGGACGAUCGGAAAAUACAGCUGCAUUCAUCACAGGUGCUGCGCAAUGCCACUGGGUGCCUAAGGAAUGUAAGUUCAGCCGGAGAGGAGGCCCGCCGGAGGAUGCGGGAGUGUGACGGGCUCACAGAUGCCUUGCUUUACGUGGUCCAGUCUGCACUGGGGAGCAGCGAGAUCGAUAGCAAGACCGGUGAAAACUGUGUGUGCAUCUUAAGGAACUUCUCAUACCGGCUGGCAGCAGAAACGUCUCAGGGACAGCACAUGGGCACGGAUUAGCUGGACGGGCUGCUCUGCGGCGAGGCCAACAGCAAGGACAAGGAGUGCUCUGGGUGCUGGGGCAAGAAAAAGAAGAAAAAGAAAUCCUAGGACCAGGUGAUGCUGGACACUCACAGCUGCAUGCACUCAUUCCCUCCCUCCUUGCAACGUGAAUUUCCUUUCUGUAUGUCCAGAUACCCGGUUUGCAUUUCCACUGUGCGAGGUGGGAAAGUGACUCUACUGCGUCCACCUGCCUCUGUUCUUUUUUCCCUGAACCUUCUUUCUCUGCUUGCCCUCUCCUCAACUCUUCCCUGUGUUUCCUUUUCCAAAGGCAAAUACGCCAUGCGAGACCUGGUCCACAGGCUUCCCGGAGGGAACAACAGCAACAACGCAGCGAGCAAGGCCAUGUCCGACGACACGGUGACCGCCGUCUGCUGCACCCUGCACGAGGUGAUCACCAAGAACAUGGAGAACGCCAAGGCCUUGCGGGACGCGGGAGGCAUCGAGAAACUGGUCGGCAUCUCCAAGAGCAAAGGAGACAAACACUCCCCAAAAGUGGUCAAGGCUGCAUCUCAGGUCCUAAACAGCAUGUGGCAGUACCGAGAUCUGAGAAGUCUGUACAAAAAGGAUGGAUGGUCACAAUAUCACUUUGUAGCCUCAUCUUCAACCAUCGAGAGGGAUCGGCAAAGGCCCUACUCCUCCUCCCGCACACCCUCCAUCUCCCCUGUGCGCGUGUCUCCCAACAACCGCUCAGCAAGUGCCCCAGCUUCACCUCGGGAAAUGAUCAGCCUCAAGGAAAGGAAGACGGACUACGAGUCCACCAGCAGCAACGCCACCUACCACGGAACUAAAGGCGAGCACACUUCCAGGAAAGACACCAUGACAGCUCAGAACACCGGGAUUUCCACCUUGUAUAGGAAUUCAUACGGUGCGCCCGCCGAGGACAUCAAACACAACCAGGGUUCAGCACAACCGGUCCCCCAGGAGCCCAGCAGAAAAGAUUACGAGGCCUACCAGCCGUUUCAGAACUCCACGAGGAAUUACGACGAGUCCUUCUUCGAGGACCAGGUCCACCACCGCCCUCCGGCCAGCGAGUACACCAUGCACCUGGGCCUCAAGUCCACGGGCAACUACGUCGACUUCUACUCGGCAGCCCGUCCCUACAGCGAACUGAACUAUGAAACGAGCCACUACCCGGCCUCGCCCGACUCCUGGGUGUGAGCCGGCCAGGCGCCCGCCCGGAGCAGUGCAUGUGCAUGCAGACACCACGAGACAUUUCUCCCCACCCUGCAAAUUUAGUUUGUUCAAGCCUGUUCCAUAGGAAGGCUGUGGUAACCAGUAAGGGAAUAUUAAGAGCUAUUUUAGAAAGCUAAACGAAUCAAACGUUAACUCGGCAACCAGUAGAUCCUAAACACGACAACGGGCCACACCGUUCUAGUCUGAGCUGUAGGGUUUGAAGAGUGCUUCAUAUGGAAGGCGGCAGAGGAAGGAGGGAGGAGAGGCCGGUGGCGGGGCGUGGAGGUUAGUUAAGCACAAGACACAGAAGAGUUUACACACUUAUGGGGGACGGCUUCUCACGCUUUGUUUACUCUCUUCAUCCGUUGUGACUCUAGGCUUCAAGUUGCAUUGGGGUUCCUCUGUAUAGCAAGAUGUUUCUUGCCUUUUGUUAAUGCAUUGUUGUAAAGUAUUUGAUGUACAUUACAGAUUAAAGAAGAGCGCAUUGUGUAUAUUA
Molecule: messenger RNA, 4211 nt
Organism: Marmota monax (woodchuck)
Lineage: Eukaryota; Metazoa; Chordata; Mammalia; Rodentia; Sciuridae
Gene: Ctnnd2
Product: catenin delta 2
Exons: 20
Biological process (GO): dendritic spine morphogenesis; cell-cell junction assembly; cell-cell adhesion
Cellular component (GO): postsynaptic density; nucleus; plasma membrane
Molecular function (GO): cadherin binding
Source: RefSeq, a predicted model, not a curated record